Molecule: messenger RNA, 1065 nt
Organism: Trichosurus vulpecula (common brushtail)
Lineage: Eukaryota; Metazoa; Chordata; Mammalia; Diprotodontia; Phalangeridae
Gene: C4BPB
Product: complement component 4 binding protein beta
Exons: 6
Coding region: 246-1025 (259 amino acids)
Source: RefSeq, a predicted model, not a curated record
ACUUGGCUGCUUUUCUAUUCCUUCAUAUUUUUGCAAAGGCUACGUUUUACUUCCGAUCUUGUUUCCUGCAUUUGCUUAUUUUUCUGCUUAGCAAGAUGCUUUAUUGACAUAAAUCAUUUUUAGAUUUCUCUUCUAGUAGACCCAGGGGAGAACAGAGAUCUGAUCCAGUCCCAUAUAGUAAACAGAAUAUCUGUUUCUAUUGAAAGCAGGUGCUUUGGCUGAGAUCCCAAUCCUAAACCGACCAGAUGAAGUCUUGGCUUGUGCCCUGCAUUUUGAUUGCAUGGCUAUUCCCUGCCUCAGUAGAUCAUUGUCUUGAUCCUCCUCCAGUCAACUUUAGCAUUCUUAUAGCAACAUCUACAGAAGAAAGGUCUCUGGUGACUUACAAUUGUAUCAAGGGCUACCACCUGGAAGGGAAGAAAGAGCUUUUCUGCAAUAAAACUUCCUUGGUGUGGGACUCCCCAACACCCGUCUGUCUCUUGGGUCACUGUCCUAACCCCAUGUUGGUUAAUGGUCAACUGAAUUCCUCAAAGCUGGAGCCUGUUUCUGAGGAGGAAGUGGUCACCUUUAAAUGUGAUGUUGGCUACAUCCUGAAGGGCAGUAAUUGGAGCCAGUGCCAGAAGGACCACACCUGGUCACCUCCCCUUCCCAUGUGUAUAACAGGACAAUGCGAAUCCCCCAAAAGGCCGAAGCAUGGCCAUUUUAAAGCAAGAGACUUCAAUUCAGGGUCAAACAUUACCUUCCGCUGUGAUGUCGGGUACCAAUUAAUAGGAGCCCAGAGCCUGCAGUGCAUGGAUGGAGAGUGGAGUGAUGAGAUCCCCAUUUGUGAAGAGAUCUUGGAAUCCAUGGUGGAAACCGAGAAGGAGCCAGAAAGGAACAUUUGUGAAACUGUACAAAAAUUGAUGCAGUGUCAAAAAGAAAGACGGAAUACAUUAGAAGAACUGAAAUACUCCCUGGAAAUCAAGAAACUCCAGCUAGAAAAAAAGAAAGCUGUCAUGGGCACAGAAAUAAAGGAAGGAAGCUUUUGAAUAAACUUUCUUUUUGAUUCUGAAAUUCAUUUACAAUUUA